This is a messenger RNA of Drosophila hydei, 298 nucleotides long. RefSeq lists its product as uncharacterized. The record is from RefSeq and is a predicted model, not a curated record. The transcript has 2 exons. Gene Ontology annotation, biological process: defense response. Bases 43 to 279 code for a protein of 78 amino acids. Lineage: Eukaryota; Metazoa; Arthropoda; Insecta; Diptera; Drosophilidae.
AGACGCCGAUGUUUCAGAUCGUUUGGAAUCGUUGCUGUGAAUAUGAAAUCGAUUGCUUUGCAGCUGCUGCUCUUGGGCUGCCUUCUGGCUGCUGUUUGUGCCACGCCUGGCAAGGUGAUUAUCAACGGCAAAUGUGUCGAUUGCAAUCGGCCCGAGGAUGACGACUCCGUGAUCAUUCCAGGGGAUGUCAAAGUAUCCGCAGCUGUCAGCCAGGCCCUGACUUCGGGUGCCAUUGGCUUUGGCCUGCUGUAUUAUUUUAUAAGCAAAUUUUUUCAUUAAUAGUUAUUUUUAAAUGAUA